Solanum dulcamara is the source of this 1489-nucleotide messenger RNA. RefSeq lists its product as uncharacterized. Gene Ontology annotation, biological process: tRNA-type intron splice site recognition and cleavage. Gene Ontology annotation, cellular component: tRNA-intron endonuclease complex. Lineage: Eukaryota; Viridiplantae; Streptophyta; Magnoliopsida; Solanales; Solanaceae. The record is from RefSeq and is a predicted model, not a curated record. The transcript is spliced from 7 exons. The coding region runs from base 391 to 1191 and encodes 266 amino acids.
GGAAUAUCAUAAAUAAAUUCAUAGUAAUUUAUUUGCAAACAGAAUCGAUUCAGAUUCCUUUCUUCCCUCAAUUCCUUUUUGACCUUUUCCCAAAUAACAAUUUUGUAAAAACGUAAAGGAGAAAUGGCCAUAUAAGACUUCUUGAUCCAAAAUUAUCAUCAAAUUGUUGAAUAUUCAGUUCAUAUUCAAAGGGAUUUUCAUGUUCACCAGAAAAAAUAUAACUGGAUAUUGACCUUCAUCCAUCUCACACGCCACCAUCCCACCGGCGGCGGCAAGCCACCAAGUAAUUGCUAUUUGUUCUGAAGUUUAGUUCUAUUACAGUAAUCAGAGGGCUAGGCUUCCACUCUAAGGACUUAAGUGCUAUGCUGGUAGGACUCUUCAAAAAUUUUGAUGGCUAUGGAAGCUGAUAAGUGGGCAAGAUUUUCAGAAGGGACUAGUGAUUCUGAAGGCUAUGGGGAGGAUCCUGAUGACGACGACCAUUGCUGUGCAUAUGGAUCGAGUGACAUACCCAAGUUGCAGUUCAGGAAAAAUGUUUCAAGAUCACGAUGGCUUGAUCCAUUAGGAAUGGCUGAGGUCGUGGAGAGGAAGGGUGGAUUGUGGACAACUACUGGGAUAGUUCGUAAUGGCAAGAUAUACUGCUUCAUUGAAGAGAUUUUAUAUCUUGCCGAAAUUGGGGCUCUACAUCUCUUCAGUAACGAUGAUACACCCCUUUCUCUGGAACAUAUAUACAACAAGGUUGCAGAAGGAAAAAGUGGAUGUUCCUUGGAAUAUUAUGAAGCAUAUAAGCACUUGAAAUCUCUUGGUUAUAUAGUUGGACGUCAUGAUAUUCCCUGGUCAGUAAGAAGGUCAAAAGUAAAUGGUGUUGUUAACCAAGACACACCGGAAACUGCUCAAAGUGGAGAUGAAGAAUCAAGAAACAAUAUUCUCAUCUCUGAAAUGUUUAGUAAUAUGCAAAUUGGUGGAUUGAGACUGGCCUUUGACGUUUACCCUCCUAAUAGCAGAUUCAGAAAGUCUGCACCCGGUGAUCCCUGCUAUGUACUUUGUCUUGCUAGUGAGCAUCCACCUUCCAAAGAAGAGAUUGAAGAUCUUGAGAGACAUUCGCAUGGUAUUCCAUUGAAAUUCUGUCUUGUUGAGCAUGGACGUGUGAGCUUUUUCUCAUUCAACAAAAUUGAGCUCCCUAUCCUUCCAUGAUACCUUCGAGCAACAGAUACAAAUCAUGGCAUUUGCUUAGAAGAGCUAUGGUACAAUUAUGAAUUUUUCGCUUGUGGAUUAUGUGUCGCCAUUAUUUAGAUAGUAAGUAUGUCUGACUAAUGAAACAAGACUCCGUUUACUCAUAAGUUUAAACUGAUCUAUCUAUUUAGAUGAGGUAUAAUGGUAUUUAGCUCUUUUUCUGCUGGACUGCUGUACCAUUUUUAGCUCCUUUGAAUCAGUCUGUUCACAGUUUUAUCAAUUUUAGGGUGAGGAAACUAAUUCCUUUCAUUGUUGCCAA